Messenger RNA from Stegastes partitus (bicolor damselfish), 2428 nucleotides. It is a transcript of the gene ppm1nb, whose product is annotated as protein phosphatase, Mg2+/Mn2+ dependent, 1Nb (putative). The record is from RefSeq and is a predicted model, not a curated record. The coding region runs from base 1 to 1293 and encodes 430 amino acids. Gene Ontology annotation, molecular function: magnesium ion binding; protein serine/threonine phosphatase activity; manganese ion binding. Gene Ontology annotation, biological process: protein dephosphorylation. The transcript is spliced from 6 exons. Lineage: Eukaryota; Metazoa; Chordata; Actinopteri; Pomacentridae.
AUGAGGACAGCCAGGAAGGGCAGCGUGGAGAUGCCUGCCUUCGUGCGGCAGCUGGUGAAAGAAACUGAGAAGAGGGUCAGCUCUUUCUUCAAGGGGGGCCGUGGAGGAGGAGCGGAGGGGGAGCAGCCGGGGAAGGGGGAGAAGGACGAGGUCAUCCCCAGCCCCUACCUGGACCGGCCGGUCCUGGACAAGCUAACAGAGGAGGGCUGCGCUCGCUGGGGCCUCACCUACGCUUUGGGAAGCAUGCAGGGCUGGAGGGCCAACAUGGAGGACUUCCACAACUGUGUGCCACAGCUGGGGGGGGAGCUGGCCGACUGGAGCUUCUUCGCCGUGUUCGACGGUCACGCAGGCAGCACGGUGGCUCAGUACUGCUCCCAGCACCUCCUGGGUCACAUCCUGGCCACAGGUGGGAUGGGACCAGAGGAUGACCCAGAAAAAGUGAAAGGAGCCAUCAUAGAGGGCUUCCUCCAGACAGACAAACACCUGCACUCCGUGGCCCGUCGAGAAGGCUGGGAGAGGGGCGGCACCACCGUGGUGGCCACCCUCAUCUCGCCGUAUUACAUCUACUUCGCCAACUGUGGUGACUCCAGGGCCAUGCUGUGCCGGUCUGGGCAGGUUUGUUUCUCCACUGAGGACCACAAACCCUACAGCCCUCUGGAGAAGGAGCGCAUUGAGAGCGCAGGCGGCUCCGUGUCCCUCCAACGGAUCAACGGCUCCCUGGCGGUGUCCCGGGCCCUGGGGGACUUCAGCUACAAGGGGGCAGAGAACCGGACGCCCUGCCAGCAGAUGGUGUCACCAGAGCCGGAGGUGUGCGUGGUGGAGCGCUCGCCAGCGGACGAGUUCCUGGUGCUGGCCUGCGACGGUGUUUGGGACACCAUCAGCAACGAGGAGCUGUGCGCCUUCAUCCACAACCGGCUGCGUGUCUGCACCGACCUGAGGGACGUCUGCUCACAAGUCAUUGACCUCUGUCUGUAUAAGGGCAGCUUAGACAACAUCAGCAUCAUCUUGCUGUGCUUCCCUGGAGCCCCCCAGCUGUCAGCAGAGGCACUGCACCAGGAGGCCGAGCUGGAGGACCUGCUGGAGUCCAAAGUAGCAGAGAUUUACAACGAGCUGUGUGCCCGAGGGGAGGAACCUGACCUGCUGUCCGUCCUCACAGUCCUGGCGUCCACCGUCAUCCCGGGGUUACCACCAGGUGGAGGCAUACAGAGCAAGAGAAACUGCAUCAUUUCUGCUUACUACCAACAACGAGAGACACACAAGCCCACGGUACCAAAUGGCCUGGGAGGCUCUUGAGAAGCUGGAUUUUGUCUCCAAGAAACCACUGAAGGACUGUAAUUAAUGUGAAUAUUAACACUGUUUUCUUCAUGUGUGCAAUUUGACAAAAAAAAAAAAAUGGAGGGGGAGACGUGGAACAGACAGUGGUGUUUGUUUACAUCAUGCUAGCGAGCAGCAUCUUGUCAUAACAAAUACAAUGCAAAAAUAGAUCUAAUAAAGCCUGAUACUUUAUAUUUAUACAAGAAGGAUAUUUUGUUAAACUUACUCAGAGACACCGACCCAGCAACAAACCUCUGCCUCUUAUUCAGUGAACACAAAGUACAGACGAUAAAUUCAAAUGACAGCCUGUAAAAAAAACAACAACAACAAAAAAAACAACUGAACAAACUGUGAAAUUGUACAUUUUCACUGGAUGAAACAAGGUAGUACAUGUAGAGUCGUAUUUUAAAGUUGAUGUUUUCAGAGUAGAUAUAAUAAAAGAAGAAUUUAUGUUUGCCUUUCAUCUCCAGGGAGGAAAGACGUGUCGAUGCCAGUCGAAAGCUAGCAUUCAGCUAAUAUAUGCAUUUGUUUCAACAGGAAAUUCUAACAGUGCUUCGAACAGUUUGGCAGCUUAAGGAAAUGCACAAAUUUGUUUUCCCUCAGUGCUGGAAGUGACAGGCAAAAAAUAAAACAGAGGUUAAAUAUUUAAUUCUACACAGAUUAAGAAAAAAUACAUUUCACAAUCUAAUAUAAUUCUUUUUGAAGAGAAUCUUUUUUUUUUUAAAACAUGUAGAAUCACUUAGCUGGACUAAUGUUUGAUUGUGACAAUAAAUUGAUCUAAGUAUCCACAAAUUGGCCUAAAGUUAAUAUUUCCUAAUUAGAUUUUAGACAAAUAAGUUCUACACAUUUCUUAAUUCUUUCUACACAUAUUUCUAAACCCGUUCAUAGAUAAAGUGCAUGUGAAAUGUAUUUUUUCUGUCAAUUGGAUAUGUACUGUGCUGCCUUAUUCAUGUUUUAUAUAGAUGACAAAACAAACAGCAUCUGAACGGGUCCGUUUCUGGAUGAGUUAUUUUAUCUGCAUCGUGCUGCGUUGUUAUUAUACUGAGUCAUUUUCUGUGUAUAGACAUUAUAUGAUAAGAUUGUUUUAAACCUAAAUAAAGAACAUUUGACUGAC